Papaver somniferum (opium poppy) is the source of this 435-nucleotide messenger RNA. Its product is annotated as B3 domain-containing protein At1g49475-like. The record is from RefSeq and is a predicted model, not a curated record. Gene Ontology annotation, molecular function: DNA binding. The transcript has a single exon. Bases 1 to 435 code for a protein of 144 amino acids. Lineage: Eukaryota; Viridiplantae; Streptophyta; Magnoliopsida; Ranunculales; Papaveraceae.
AUGGCAGAGCUUCCAAAAAAGUUUGUUAGGUUAUUCGGGGCAGAGCUAGGUAAAGCUGGACUAAUCGAGGAUCCGACGGGUAAGAUUUGGCCUGUAGAAUUACGGAGAGCCAAAGCCGAGGUUUACUUCCAGAGUGGUUGGCAUGAGUUCAUGGACUACUUCUCUAUUUCUGUUGGGCAUUUUUUGAUUUUCAGGUACGAAGGGGAUUCGCAAUUUCAUGUAUCUAUAUGUGAUGAGACUGCCUGUGAGAUAGAAUACCCAUAUCGUCAUGGGGAGGAUGUCGAUGAAUCCGUUUCAGAAGGAGUAUCUAUGGAAAAUAUGGAUGUUCCCUUUCAAUCCGCAGCUAAUGCACGCACUGCAGCUAACAGAACUAGACCCAGUUGUCGUCGCCAUGAUUCUGCAAGUAAACGUAGAUUUGAAGAUUAUCGAUGUUAG